Molecule: messenger RNA, 833 nt
Organism: Chenopodium quinoa (quinoa)
Lineage: Eukaryota; Viridiplantae; Streptophyta; Magnoliopsida; Caryophyllales; Amaranthaceae
Product: protein transport protein Sec61 subunit gamma-1-like
Biological process (GO): post-translational protein targeting to membrane, translocation; protein targeting
Cellular component (GO): membrane; Ssh1 translocon complex
Molecular function (GO): transmembrane protein transporter activity
Source: RefSeq, a predicted model, not a curated record
UUUUAAGCACUUAGGAUUUCUAAUUCAAUUAGGAAUUGUUUUAGUUGAAUAAGUUCCUAGAUUGAUUAGGACUUGUUUUUAGCUAAGCGAGUUUCUAAGUUGAUUAUGACUUGUUUUUAGCAAAGUGAGUUCCUAAGAUGAUUAGGAAUUGUUUUUAGUCUAGGGGCGUCAAUAAUGAAGCUUGGAGUGAUUAAAUAACUAAAUCAAAGUUAUCCUAAUGGAGUUAUACAAUCCGUGGGAUUUGUUUAAGGGUUAGAGUUUUAAUUCUAGUGGGUUUAGGAUAGUUGAGUCUAGUCUAUAAAUAAGCGACUUGUAAUCUUCGAAUUAUUCAACAAGUUUAAUCAUACAAUUCAUAAUAAUUUGCUUAUUGCUUUUGUUUAAGUUGGAUUACUUAAAGUCUUGAUUGGUGGAUUCUAAUUUGCUGUUUUGUUUGUUUUAGUUAAAAUAAACAUCUAUGUUGAUUAGUUGGGUAGAAUCUUAUUUAAUUAAUCUAAGUUUCUUACUUAAUUCUUGGUGAAUUUUCUGUAUAGAGUUAAGUUUGAUUCAUAUCUUCUGUGAGGCUUAGUUUUCGGACUACAAAUCACAUUAUUUUCACUCUCCUCAAUUUCAUCUUCAUCAAUGGAUGCCCUAGAUCAAGUUUUCGAUCCUUUGAGAGAUUUCGCUAAGGACAGCGUUCGUCUUGUUAAGCGUUGCCACAAACCCGAUCAAAAAGAGUUUACGAAGGUGGUCCGUACUGCUGUUGGAUUCGUUGUAAUGGGUUUUGUGGGUUUCUUCGUCAAGCUCAUCUUUAUCCCGAUCAACAACAUUAUUGUUGGAUCUACUUAGAUUGAUUG